This is a messenger RNA of Baudoinia panamericana UAMH 10762, 1711 nucleotides long. RefSeq lists its product as uncharacterized. Gene Ontology annotation, molecular function: oxidoreductase activity. NCBI's taxonomy places the organism in Eukaryota, Fungi, Ascomycota, Dothideomycetes, Mycosphaerellales, Teratosphaeriaceae. The coding region runs from base 394 to 1503 and encodes 369 amino acids. The record is from RefSeq and is a predicted model, not a curated record. The transcript is spliced from 3 exons.
ACGGAAAGGUUCUUAUCCUGCAGUCGCAAUUCGAAACCCAUUGUCCGGGGGCUAUAGCAGUGGUUGGGGAAGUGGUCACCCGACUUCUCACGCCGCAGCCGGAGCGAGAUGUCAGGAUCGUGAACGAGCAGUCGCAUCGGCUAUGAGCGAAUAUCAUGUGGAAGCUGGUCACGGUUGAGUAGUGGCAUGCAUUGGGACCGAUAUCAGCGUUGAACGUGUCAUGCUGCAUUCGUACUGGCGAUGAUGUCGUCGUUAUGCGCAAGCUUGCUGUUCUAGAACGCGCGCAUGGCCGACAGCGUGGUGGACAGUGGGGGGGUUGUGAUGCGGGACAGACCCUGAGAAAGUGGUGGUUGAUGACGAUCUGUUGACGUGCAAAGCGUGAAUGUUUUGGCGAUGCCGCAACGCAUACGCGAUGCCUUCAGCCUGUCAAUGACUCUCGCACGGCUAAUGAGUAGGAGAGUGGUGGGUAUAAGUCCUUCGAAGCUUCAGUCUCUGUCACCCACACGUACAACAACAACAACUUCCUUCAUUCGAUUCCCCCUACUUUCAUACCCAAGAUCAAUUCACACAACAGCAGCAAAGAUGGGCGAACCAGUAACUGCAUACCCAUGGAAGGAGCUCAAGCCUCAGGACCAGAGUGGCGGUCCAGGUCUUGACACCAAGCUCGACCCGGGCGCCAACUUCACCGAGCUCGAGUACUGGGAGAACGAGAAGCCAAUCCUCAAAGAGUACGAAGGUCGCGGUCUGCUCAAGGACAAGGCCGUCUUGAUCACCGGUGGUGACUCCGGCAUCGGUCGUGCCGUGGGCGUGCUCAUGGCGCGAGAGGGCGCAGACAUCACCUUCGUGCACUUGCCCGAGGAAGAAGAAGACGCCAAGAUCACGUGCAAGAUGAUCGAGCAAGCCGGCCGCAAGGCGCACCACAUGGCGCUGAACUUGCGGGAGGAUGCGAACUGCAAGAAGGCGGUCGAGGAGCACAUCAAGACCUUCGGCAAGCUUAACGUGCUGGUCAACAACGCGGCGAUGCAGGAGAUUUGCCAGGACUUGGUCGAUAUCGACUUGGCGGUGGUGGAGAAGACGUUCCGCACCAACAUCCUCGCCAUGUUCGCCAUGACCAAGUUUGCCCUGCCGCACAUGAAGCGCGGAGACAGCAUCGUCAACUCGACGUCCGUUGCGGCGUACAUGGGUAACCCGCAGUUGGUCGACUACAGCAGUACGAAGGGUGCCAUUGCCACGUUCACGAGGAGCUUGGCGCAGCAGCAGGCAUCGAAGGGGAUUCGAGUUAAUGGUGUCGCUCCUGGCAUCAUCUGGACCCCGCUUCAGCCAGCCACGAAGGGCAACCCUGCCGACGCGAUGGAGGGUCUUGGUGUCGGUAUGGCUCCGCUGCCACGCCCGGGUAUGCCGAUCGAGGUCGCUACUGCCUACGUCUUCCUCGCCUCGCCGCUCGGCUCAUACACUACAGGCGAGGUGAUCCAUGUCAACGGUGGCAUUGAGAUGCAGGGUUAAGCGCUGAAGCGAGCCAAACUGGGGGAGUGAUAGAUAGAUGAAGAUGAUAUCAAGCGGUACUUAAGAUACCGCUCCUGGCUGAGAAUGAUGACAUGAGGUACGAAAAGCAUAGCAGCAGAGGCGCAGCGGCGGUUUUAGCACGUACCUGGAUGGUAUUACUGUCGCGGGAGAUCAUAGAAGUGUAAGCAGUCUGUGCUGUGAUAUUUCG